UAUAUAUUAAUGUUUUUAUGUCAAAUUAAAAUAAAAACAAUUUUAUAUUAAACUAAGAUUACUCGAUACUUUUUGUAGAGUAAAUAUUUAUUAUCUUUAACAAGAAUAGUGUUGAUAGUGACGUCGAAGUUUCGGCCUGCUUAACUUCACCGGCAUAUUAUGACCUGUCUAUUAAUGAUGGGCGAUAAAGUUUCGGUGGACUUGUCCAUAAUUUGACAUGCAUUUCCUGAUUAAUUCGUUUCUCGUGUAUUACGAGUCUUUGGAACUGCAGGGCCAACUGAAGCUGUACGUGGGGUAGAGUCACUCCACCUGUUAGAAAUAGCAGUCAAAAUUACCCUUAAAUUAUACUCUAUCGUGUUCGAAUAAAAUACCUCAUUGCAUAAUGGUUGUAGUUCAAAAUGCAGUUUGUCCGAAUAAAAGACCAGGCAACCAUAGCUAGAAUAUCAUUUAUCAAGGGGUCAUUUCCAUUCGGGGUUAAUAACAACAACAUGUGUUGAGCUGAAUGACUGCUAAAUAACCUUAUUGAAAUGGAUUUGAGAAUUACCUGACCCACCUCAGCCAACUUCGGGUUUUGUUUUUUGUUGUUUGUUUUUAUCUUCUGAAGUUCGGUGUAACCUCUUCUGGGUUGGGCCUUGUCCCCUCUAAGCCGUGAGAUCCAGUCUUGUAAACCUAUGAAACACUCAUUUGUUACACAUUAAACAUUAAACCAUACCUCUCCCCCGUCGUAUACGUUUCUAUAGAGCUUUUGUUGUCAACAGCACCUAAAGGUUCACCCAUGGUAAGGCGACGAACUGGUAGAAUCGUAAGCUAAGUGGGACAAAAAGCUUAGCGAGAUUUCUUCCAGCGCUUUACGUUCUGAGUUCAAAUUACGCGAAGGUCGACUUUGCCUUUCAAUCUUUUAAGAUUGAUAAAAUAAAAACCAACGAAGUACUGAGGUCAAUGUAAUCGAUUUGCCCUCCCCUGAAGAUUGCUGGCAUUGUGUCAAGAAUAGAAAGAGUUAAAAACAAUUUUGACCAUGGUGCAUCUUCAUCACAUAUCGUCUGUUUCCCAUGCUGGCAUGGGAAAGACGUAGUGGAACCGGUAGCCAGAAAGCCGCACCAGGCUCCGGUCAGUUUUGACUUGGUUUCUAUGACUGGAUACCCUUCUCAAUGCCAACCACUCCACAGAGUAUGCUGGGUGCCUUUCAUGUUCCACUGGCUCGGGUGCCUUUUACAUGUUGUCUUACCAUUUUCAAUUAUGAAUCUCACGUUUCUCUCUUUGAUCAAAGGAAACAUACCUGAAGCUUCAGUUUUUUGUUUAGGAUUUCUGGUACCUAAACACCUUCAGGAAGUGGGACAAAUUUGUAAGGCCAGGGGGUCACUGCUGCCCAAGGAUGUUAGGACUAGGAAAACGAAAUACCAGGAAUUCAUCCUUGAGACUCUUCACAUGUCAGUUAAUAAACUGACUUGGUUACACACACACAUGCACACACACAAGCAGAUAGACAGGUAGACAUGUUUAUUUUUAACAUUGGCACAAGAGCACCUGUUUUGAAAGAGAAAGAGAGGGUUUAGCCAAUUAACCCCUCCCCUCCACCACCUGGAAGAUUAAAAGGGCAAUGUGGUCUUUAGCAGGAUUUGAACUCUGAAUGUAAAGUGACAUAACUAAAUACUACAAAACAUUUUUUUUUUUGUCCACCACUCCACCAGUCUGAAAUAAAUUUUGAGGAAAUUAAAUGAAGAUCUUUAAAUGGCAUCUGAAAAUUUAAGUCAAGAUUCUCUGCCAGUCUCACCAACUGAAGCACCACCGAUCUAUAUGAAGCAGUUUGAUGAUAUUAUUGUAAACUUUAUGAAAGAACAAGGAAUCCCAGGGGCUGCUGUGGCCCUAAGUUAUAAGGGAGAGCAGAUUUACAGACAAGGUUAUGGAAUGGCAAGCCUCGACCGAAAGGUCCACCCAGAUUCUGUGUUCCGUAUAGCAAGUAUUAGUAAAACUUUAACAGCCAUUGGCAUUCUGGUUCUUUGGCAGCAAAAGAAGCUGGAAUUGUCUGCCAAAGUCUUUGGACCAAAAGGUAUUUUGAACAAUUAUAAAUCCACUUCUAAAGGAGAUCAUCGUCUCAACCAGAUUACAGUGAAACAUCUUUUGCAGCACAGCGCCGGAUGGGAUCGAGACCAAGUGGGCGACGCUGUCUUCUGGAACUUAGAUAAUAUCUUCAAGAACAAGGAAAUGUCUUCAGAAGAUAAACUUUUACGUUUUAUGAUGAGCAAAAAAUUACAAUUUACUCCAGGUAAACGGCACAGUUAUUCCAACCUGGGUUAUUUGAUUCUUGGUAAAGUUAUUGAGAAAGUGGAACAGAAGCCAUACACAGAAUUCCUCAAAGAAAUUCUGCAGAAUGUCAAUAUAACCAACAUGACAACUGGACAUAAUAACACUUGUGGUGUUAUUAGCAAUGAUGAGGUGAAUUAUUUCCACAAAUCUUGGCUGGAACUGAGAAAACCCCAAACUUUCCAAGGAUGGACACUUCCAAAUUCGAGUCUGGUACAAAUGGAUGGAGCGGAAUCGUAUGGAGGCUGGGUGGCCAAUGCCAGUGAUGUACUCCAGUUAUUCAAUUGUUUGUUUGAGAAUCAGUCCAAACUGCUAGAAGGGGAAACCGUUCAAAUGAUGCUCAACCGUCCUGAAUAUGAGAAUGGUGAUGAAUGGUAUGGAUUUGGCUUAGAGGUGGAAGAUAAUGGCUGUUCGUGGGGCCAUACUGGAGCAAUGGAGGGAACAUCAUGUACUGUGAUGCAUGAUAAGUCUGGACUUACUUGGGUCUUGUUGUUUAAUGCCUGGUCUAAAGACAUGGACCUCAAUGGGUUGAUGAGGUACGGUCUCAGUGUGAUUCCUAGCUUACCAUUAUGGCACGAAGGGAAGCCUCUCAGUGAUUCUUCAUUAAAUAUAUCGACCGAAGAUGGUAAACAAGUCGUUACCAUUAUAAUUCCUCAUGAUCUCCUGCAGGCACAUGUUGAUAUGAUGAUGUCUUUGAGUUAUAGCCUUCACUGGUUAAGCAGCCAUCAACUCGGCAGCAAAACCUAUUUUAACACAGUAUGGCAUAGGAGUAGUAGUAGUCAUAGUAAUGCUAACCAGUCGCUUGUGUGUCUUGAUGUUUCGGUUGAUAAUGUGGAUAUUGUUGUAAGUAAACAAUGUGACCUCGGUUUCUCUGUGAAACUAUUAGAGACCUAUUGUCAUGAGGGCCACUUGAAUUUUCUGAUUGUGUUUGAAAAUGUAAAUGUUGUUUGUCAGAAGGUUUAUACUCACCAAAGUCCAGAAGAACAUCUUGCUAGAAUCAGUGAACUGAAGAAGAAUGGAUGGCAUUUAACCAUUCAGUCUUUGGUAUCAAUUGAUGAUUGCCUUGUGGUCUCUUCCGUUUAUGCCAAAACAGAAGAGCCUGGCAUUAAAACGGUGUCUUGGUUAGGCAUCACUCUUGACAACUUCGUCUUUGAGCUGAAGAAACAGAUCAACAACAAACUGACAUUGAUUUAUGUUAAAUUCUUCAACAAUGGAGACAAUUCCUUUGUUAGUGCCAUCUGGAAUUCCAAGCAGGAAAAGAAUUAUUGGCAAAGACAUUCCGUAUCUCGUUAUGGUUUCCUUUAUGAAGUAAGGAAGGCUUCUGCAAAAAAUCUCCAUGUUGAUUAUGUUUCGUCCUAUGUAGAAGACGGAGUUGUGUAUUUUGCAGCUUUCUGGCCUUCUUUGGGAUGAAGAAUUUACUGGGUUCCUUCUGGUUUAUUGUUGUUGUGGUGGUACUGUCUGUCUCUUGAAGUCUUCAAGGUGAUACACUGCCAGAAUUGUUACCUGGACAAAAUGCCCACCUGUAAUUCUUCUGGUUGAGUUUGAAUGCCACUAAAGGUCAACUUUACUCUUUAGCCUUUCAGGGUCAACAAUGUACCAAUGAACUACUGAGGUUGAGGGUAUUGACUACCCUCUCCCCAAUUGCUGCCUGGGGCUAAAAUCUAAGACCCUAUUACUGCAGACUUCAAUGAGAAUUUCAUUUCCUGGUGAUUCUUACAGUUUUUAGGAUCUGUGAGGCAAAAUACAUUAACAUGGUGUUAUGUUAUCUACCCUUUACCCAGGGGAAGAAUUGAACCUGGUACUGCACUUUAUUAAUCAUUUUGAUACCAAUCUGUCUAAGUCCACCAUUUGUUUUGGUAGGAAACCUUUCAUUUCAAAGUGUUCAUACAUAAAUGAAAAUCUUCCAUCAUAAUUUAUGUCAUCAUGGUUUAUUAUCAUAAUUUAUGUUAUUAUAAUUUGUCAUUAUAAUUUAUGCUAUAUUUAUCUCAUG
Messenger RNA from Octopus sinensis (East Asian common octopus), 4291 nucleotides. RefSeq lists its product as uncharacterized. Lineage: Eukaryota; Metazoa; Mollusca; Cephalopoda; Octopoda; Octopodidae. The record is from RefSeq and is a predicted model, not a curated record. The coding region runs from base 1729 to 3711 and encodes 660 amino acids. The transcript has 6 exons.